Messenger RNA from Cuscuta epithymum, 451 nucleotides. Lineage: Eukaryota; Viridiplantae; Streptophyta; Magnoliopsida; Solanales; Convolvulaceae. The record is from the annotation of a GenBank genome assembly.
AUACAUGAGAUAGACAAAUACCUCAAGGAUCCUUUAGAAUCAAUAGGAAGGAAUGCUGAGAAAGAAUAUGAGGAAGAUGAAAUUGUCAUUGAUGAAGAAGUGAUUGAAGAGGAUUAUAGAAUGUUUGAUGUUCUAGGUUGGUGGAAAUCUGCAUCUGUCAAAUAUCCUAUUUUAGCAUUAAUUGCUAAAGAUGUACUUGUUGUCCAGGUUUCAACAGUUGCCUCUGAGAGUGCUUUUAGCACUGGUGGAAGAAUUAUUGAUUCAUUUAGGAGUUCCUUAACUCCAACUUCAGUUGAGGCAUUAAUUUGUAUGCAAAAUUGGCUUCGAGGGGAUGACAUACUCAUUCAGUUCCAAGAUGAACCAUGUGCAGAAGAGCUGGAGUUUUAUGAAGGCAUUGAGACAGAAUUGGCGAAUGAAAAGGCUGGGAGCUCGGUUAGCAAUGAAGAUGAAG